This is a messenger RNA of Malania oleifera, 879 nucleotides long. RefSeq lists its product as uncharacterized. The transcript has a single exon. Bases 1 to 879 code for a protein of 292 amino acids. The record is from RefSeq and is a predicted model, not a curated record. NCBI's taxonomy places the organism in Eukaryota, Viridiplantae, Streptophyta, Magnoliopsida, Santalales, Ximeniaceae.
AUGCCCACCUUUGAAAGAUACAAAGGUUUGUUUGACCCAAUUGAUCACCUGGAUAAUUUUAAAAUGUUGAUGCAGUUGCAAGGGGCUCCAGACGCCAUCAUGUGUCGAGCUUUAACAACCACCCUUAAGGGUACUGCUAGAGACUGGUAUCGAACUCUUCGAUUAGGAUCCAUUGGUUCCUUCCAAGAGAUGGAACAAAUGUUCACCGGCCACUUCCUUAGUAGCCGGAAAAUUGCUAAAACAACGGGCCAUCUCAUGAGUAUGGUGCAAGGGGAGCAGGAGACUCUAAAGAACUUCAUGCAUCGAUUCAACAUAGCGACCCUAGAAAUCCGCAACUUAGACAUGGGGGUGGCUUUGGCCGCCUUGACAACGGCUCUCCAACCCGAAAGCUUCUUAUACUCCCUAGGGAAAAAGCCGCCGGUGGAUAUGGGGGAGCUAAUGAUCCGAGCAGAGAAAUACAUAAACCUGGAGGAGAUGAUGGAUAUGAGAGGAAGUCGCAUAGAGCGGAAAAGGAAAAACAAUAGCAGAGAAUUUGGAGACUCCUAUAGAUUCGUAAAAAGGCAUCAAACUAGUGCGCUGCAUACGGGCCCAAAGAUGAGAGGACAGCAUAACAAGUUCUCCACCUACACACCCCUGAAUGUACCGCACUCGGAGUUACUGAUGCAGAUAAGAAAGAAGGACUACAUCUCGUGGCCUAAACCUAUGCGAACGCCUCUACACAAGCGGAACAUGUCCAAGUUUUGCACAUUCCAUAGAGAUCAUGGCCACGACACACAAGAAUGCAUUCAGUUGAAGAAAGAAAUCGAAGUCCUAAUAAGAAGGGGACACCUGUCGAAGUUUAUAAAGAAAGAAAAUCCACAAAGGGAACCACUCGAGUAG